Messenger RNA from Pezoporus flaviventris, 3097 nucleotides. It is a transcript of the gene CWH43, whose product is annotated as cell wall biogenesis 43 C-terminal homolog. Gene Ontology annotation, biological process: GPI anchor biosynthetic process. The record is from RefSeq and is a predicted model, not a curated record. Bases 41 to 2146 code for a protein of 701 amino acids. NCBI's taxonomy places the organism in Eukaryota, Metazoa, Chordata, Aves, Psittaciformes, Psittacidae. Gene Ontology annotation, cellular component: endoplasmic reticulum. The transcript is spliced from 16 exons.
CCGGACCGAGCCGAGCCGAGCCGAGCCGAGGCGUGGAGCCAUGUUCCACCUGUGGAAGGCCGUUCUUGCGGAGAGCCUCCUGGGCUACAUUUCUUGGUCUCUUUACCAUGCCCUGCCACCAAUGAUUUAUUACUUCCCCCUUCAGACACUGGCACUCACAGGUCUGGAAAGUUUUGCUGUUGCCUUCUUUUCUCCAGUAUUCUUGAUAAUUGGCCCUUUUUGGAGGUUGGCUAACAAUAAGUACAUCCUAGCCCUUCUGAGACUCACUAUGGUUGGAAGCUUAGCAUCAUACCAGGCACCAAAUGCUCCAAUUAGACUAGUCAUCUUGGCUGCAGGUGUUUCCUCCUCAUUGCUGGUUCAAACAGUAACAUGGUGGUCAGGCAACAGUUUACAAAGGUUCAUCAGGAUAUGGGGCUUCAUGCUAGGCAAGAUAAUGCUCCUUGUUCUUCGCAUCUGGUAUACAUCACUAAACCCAGUCUGGAGCUCACAAGCUGCCAAUACUGUUGUACUGGCAGUUGGUUUUAUAGCAGCAGUGGAGCGAAUUUAUUCAGAUGGAGACAAGAGGAAACAAGAAGCAAAGAAAACUGGUAAUGCAGUUAGAGAGACAGUUUCCCACCCUCGUUGGCUGUUGUCAGGGAUUGCUUUUGGCAGUCUCAUGUUCCUCACCCUGUGGAUAUUUGGGGAGGUCUCAUUAAUUUCUAGAUGGGCAGUAAGUGGACAUCCACAUGCAGGUCCAGAUCCUAAUCCAUAUGGAGGUACAGUUCUUUUGGGCCUGGCUCAUGGGCUGAUGCUUUCAUUUUGGAGCUGGUCUUCUGCCACCAGUUUUGCUUGGUUUCUUGUAGGUUUAGCAUCUUCAGCUGGUCUCCUUUAUUUACACACCUGGAGUGCUGCUGUUGCAGGCAACAUCCUUGCUGUCUUUACUAUGUGCGUGUGGCCUCAACUGGCUGGCCACUUUGCUAGCUGUCUGCACCCUGGGAAAGCCAUGAGUACUGCCAUGUUUGCCUACGUUCUUGAAUUAUUCUUUUGUGUAUGGUGUACAGCUUAUAAAUUUGUACCUGGAGGAAUUUAUGCCAGAGAAAGCUCCCAUCUUCUUUUAGGGUUUAUAAUGUUAUGUAUUGGGAUAGACUUUCUAACAGUACCCAAGAAAGACCUCAGCUCUAUCUUUGAAGUGAAAAGCAACCAAAAGCCACUAUUCAGAAAGAGUAAAACCUUUAUUAAAAUAUUAUUGUGGCUGUUUGUUGGUGUCGGUUUGCUAGGAUUGGGUCUGCGUUACAAAACUUACCAGAAGAAGCUGGGCCAAGGGGUUCCCAAAAGAGACUUCUCUGCUAUGAUCUGGCCUUUUAGAUUUGCAUAUAACAAUGAAGGAUGGUCUAAUUUGGAAGGAUCAGCUGAUCUGCUUAAUCAGACAGAUGCUGAUUUUAUCACUAUUAUAGAGAGUGAUGCCUCCAAACCAUUCAUUGGGAACAAUGAUCCAACAAUGUGGCUGGGAGAAAGACUAGGAUUUUACACAGACUUUGGUCCAAGCACAAGAGAUCACACUUGGGGGAUUAUGGCGCUAUCACGGUAUCCAAUUGUAAAAUCUACCCAUCACCUCCUUCCAUCUCCAGAGGGAGAGAUUGCACCCGCCAUCUCCAUGACUGUCAACUUCACAGGGAAACUGGUUGAUUUUGUUGUCGCCCACUUUGGAAAUGAAGAGGAGGACUUAGACAGGAAACUCCAGGCUAUAGCUGUUUCAAAUAUAUUGAAGACUAGCUCUAAGCAAGUAGUAUUCCUAGGAUACAUCACUUCAGCUCCUGGAUCCAGAGAUUAUACUGAAUUAAUAGAAAAUGGAAAUGUCCAGGAUAUUGACAGUACAGAUCAUGACAGAUGGUGUAGCUAUAUUAUGUAUCGAGGAGUAAUAAGGUUGGGCUAUGCCCGCAUAUCUCACGCUGGUUUAAGUGAUUCAGAAGUCCAGAUGGCCAAAUUUAGGAUCCCAGAUCACUUGGAUAGCUAUGUUGACAAUGACAGAAUCAUCACUGAUCCUAGCCAAGUUCCUGAGGACAUCCAUUUCAAUCCCAGGUUUGGAUCUUAUAAAGAUGGACAUAAUUAUGAACAUAUUCAUCACUUUCAUAUGAGCACUCCUAAAUAUUUUAAACAGAUAAAUUAGAAUGAGAAAGUAAUACAUCACUAGGACCAACAAAAAAGGUUUGUUGUUUGAAACUGAAUUGGCAGCCAAAAAGACCACAUUGUUAAGGAUGAGCAACUCCCAUGCUGCAUAAUACUGUGAAUGUCUGUGUAAUAGUUGGUGACUCUUUAAUGAGCUGUCAUUGCCGUGAGAGAGGGAAGACGCAUGCAUUUUGAUAAACUGGUGUCUACCUGGGCCAGAUACCUGCUUUGUAUCCAGCAAAGCAAGGGUGAGAACUUGCUUUGGCAAUAACUUCUACUUUUAUGAAGGUAUCCUAUAUUGUGCUGUUUCAGAGCUGAAUGUAUCUAUCCGCUAUUCUUUACGGUCCAGGUGUAACCCCUUUCCUGGGAGCUCAUUGGAAGAACCAUGAGCGAGGAAUUUCAGCUGACUUCCAUGCUUUUUUGAUGACUGAGGCAAAGCAAAAUAAUGUGGUAGUGUAGGUAACCUGUCAGUAUGUGCUGCAUUUUGUAGUCUGUUGUUACUGCAGUAACAAGCUUGGCCUUAGUUUUUGCCAAAACAAGAGUGGGACUAGCGUGGUUUUUAACUGGGAGAUGUGCAGUUCCUAUGUGUUUGAGGUGUGUGCAUUUUUUACUUACUGAAACAGUGUUUACAUCUGCUGCUAUUCCCCAUUUUAUUCUUAAAUUAGUCUUACUAGAACAGAUGCGAAUCAUUGAUGUUCAUACUAUUGGAGAAAAGAAAAGGUGGUGACUUUUCCAGACUUCCUUUUUUUUUUUUUUUUUUAACAGGGCAUUAGACACUGCAAUGCUUUUACAAAAGGAAGAGUAAAGUACCUCCAAAUAAUUAUUGUUAUGAGACACUCAUGAGAACACACUGCAGGAGAGCUAAAAGCAAGCAUGCUCAACGUGACAAGGUUUCUGAGAAGAAAGUUGAUUGUAUUUUUUUAUAUGUACAAAUAAAUAAAACAAAACAGCA